ACGCCCCUGCACGUUCUUCCCCCAUCGCUCCGCUCUCAACUUCAAGCCUCCUCCAAGCCCUAUGCUUCUCUGUCCACCCCCAUCCCUGCCUCAACCCAGUACUUCCCUUCAGUUCUUUUCUUAACCAUCUGUCUCAGUCCCAGCCCCGCCUCUCUCUCUCUCUCUCUCUCUCUCUCUCACACACACACACACACACACACACACACACACACACACAAGCCCAGCUGGGAGGCCCCAGGGGCAAGGCUGCCCUGCAUAAACUCACCUCUACCAAACUCCCACCCUAAUCAGCCAUGGAUGCCCAGCCCUUGCGUCCCGACCCUGAACACCAGCAUCAAAUCAUGCCUAACUUCUUCCCAGAGCUCCUGGAGGAGUAAAUGCAGGGGCAGAGUCAGACCCCAGCAAGUGGGGUCAGUGGGGACAGGGGUCAGAGGGCAAAGCCUGGGUUCUGUCUGUGGUUCACAGAACCCGGAGACCUGUUGCUAGGUAAUCAGGUCUCCCAGCCCCUUCCCAGCACAUCCUGAACUGCACAUCGGCAGCCUCCAGCCGUCUUUCCUGCGUCUCUCAGACACCCGCCCUUUGUGGGAUCCUCAAGAGCAGGAGGAGGGGAGAAGCAAGCCCAGUCACCACCCCUGAGCUGCACCACCCCCGCUUCACUGCGAAGACUCGGCCACUGGGCCGUUAGCUCACCACCGCCAUGAGUCUGGGCAUCAUGGAGGAGGAGGACCUGGCCGAGUACUUCCGGCUGCAGUAUGGGGAGCGGCUGCUGCAGCUGCUACAGAAGUUCCCCAGUACUGAGGACCAGUCGGACUCUCCAUCUGUCCGGCUACUGGAGAAGAAGAAGGAGGCCAAGAUCAUGCACCAUGCCAUGGAGCAGAAGAAGGAGACGUUUCAGCGCAGAAUGGAAACCCUGAACCUGCGCUGGGAGGAAUUGGGCAUCAAGGAGGCCCAGCUGAAAGCUCACAUACAGAAGUUUGAGCAGUUCAUCCAGGAGAAUGACCAGAAACGGAUCCGGGCCCUAAAGAAGGCCAACAAGGAGCGAGAACUCAAGAGGCAGCGCAUGCGCGAGCUGGCCAAGGCCAAGCAGGAGAUGGCGGUCCUGCGCCUGGAGCACCAGCGGCUGAGCGCCAAGCUGCAGGAGUACUCCAUCUUCAACAAGUACCUGGAGAAGGUGGUGGAGAACUCCGAGUUUGAGGAGAUCCACGAGGUGAUCGCGCGCUACAAGACACUGGUGAGCAUGCACCACGACCUCAUGCAGUCGGCGCAGGAGGGCCAGGAGAAGAUUGAGCGUGCCAAGGCGCGGCUGGCACGCUACAAAGAGGAAAAGGAUGACGAGAUCCUGCAGCACAACAACGAGCUGGCGCGUCUGCAGAUGCGCUUCGACCGUGCCCGCAGCGACGUCAUCAUCUGGGAAUCUCGCUGGGCACACAUCCAGAACACCGCUGCCAAGAAGACCCUCUUGCUUGGCACCAUUAAGAUGGCAACGCUGAACCUCUUCCAGAUCGUGAGCAAACAGCUGAAGGAGGCGACCUUCGUGUCCCUGGAGGACACACACAAGCAGCUGGACAUGAUCCAGCAGUUUAUCCAGGACCUGUCAGACAUCUGGGCAGAGGUGAAGAAGAAGGAGCUACCGCAAAUCCGGGUUUGAAGAGCAGCCGUGUUUCCAGAACGUUCCAAGACGGAGAAGGGAGGGAGGAAGUUGCUGGUGACUUUGCCAUCCAGUCAGCCCAGUCCAGCCCCCGGGAUGUAACCCCCCACCCACUUUCGUGCCUUUUUGCUGGUAAAAUCCCUGUUUUUCACAUCAGGCCUCAGCCCAUCCCAUCCCUGAAGACAUUAAACGCUAUAAGAACUUUGUUCCUAA
This is a messenger RNA of Odocoileus virginianus texanus, 1861 nucleotides long. RefSeq names its product coiled-coil domain containing 42 (gene CCDC42). NCBI's taxonomy places the organism in Eukaryota, Metazoa, Chordata, Mammalia, Artiodactyla, Cervidae. Gene Ontology annotation, biological process: spermatid development. The record is from RefSeq and is a predicted model, not a curated record.